AUGGUUGAAGUUAGAAGUAUUACUCCAGACCCCUCUGAAGUGUCUGUAUUGUGCCGUGAAAAUGAAUUAAAUCUUUUAAAGACAUUGAUUACUGGAGAUGUUGCCACACUGGUCCCUGCUAUGGUGGUGCAUGGGUAUCGAUCUGUUGGUAAAACACAUACGUUGGAAUCAUUUCUUAAAUAUCUGGGUGUUAAAACGACAUACAUUCAAUGUAAUGAAUGUGUCACCAAGAGAGUGUUACUUCAACGGUGCUUGAAAAGAAUCAGAGAAGAUACUGGCGUCCCGAAAUCAUCAUAUAAUGAGAACGUUAGUUAUCGUGGUGGUGAAGUAACAAAUUUUGGAGGCCUCUGUGAAAACUUUGAAAACUUGAUUAUUGCUCUAGAGCAGUUUAUAGAUGAAACUGGCUACCUUGAACCACAUGUUCUUGUGUUGGAUCGGAUAGACCAAUGUAUGGAAAACGCUGAUGAUCUUCUUCCAGCAUUUAGUCGAUUACAUGAACAAUCAAAGGUUACGAAUCUUACAGUUGUGUUUGUCAUGUCAGGAGAUGAUGCUCGAGAAAUUGCUACAGCUAACAUUCCACAUGUUUAUUUCAAACCAUAUACACAGGAUGAACUUCUUGAUAUCCUUUCCACAAAACCUCUUUGUCGUCUUCAAGGAAAUAUCGAUGAGCCAAUUCAAAAUGAAUUUUGGCAGCAAUAUGCCAAAAUUAUAGUUGAUCUCUUCUACACUUAUACAGGCUCUAAUUUGAACUUACUUAUUGACAUUUGUCAUGAAUUAUGGAAUCAUUUUGCUGAGCUAGUAGAAAAUGGUAAAUAUAAACCAACAGAAUUCAUUAAAAUUUAUAGAGAGGUGCGUUCCUUACUUUUAGAUGACAAUGUUUUCAACAAAUCUACUGUAGUAGAUCAUAGUUCACAAUCGUCAUCUUCGUUUGAUUUACCAGUUCAUUCUCAAUAUAUCCUCAUGGCAUGCUAUUUAGCUUCCUUGGUAGAACCAAAGAAUGAUCUUCAUUUAUUUUCUAAAUUGAAAACUCUUCGAGCAAAGGCAAGGAAAUCUAAAAAGCAACUUAGAAAGGAAAACAUUGAUAGUAGACUCCUUACACCAAGUACUUUUGAGUUGGAAAGAAUGUUGAGUAUUUUAACAGUGAUUUAUAGAAAUGAAUCCCCAACUUUGAAUGUUGAACGUAUGGAUAUGGACGAAGGUGAAGUAUGGAACCAUUAUCUUGCUACUUUCACGUUGAAUGCAAAUCUUGAUGUUAAUAGUCAGUUGGCAACUCUCGCUUCAUUAGGUUUGGUUGCAAGAACCUCCCCAGAUGUACUUUCAGCCCAAGCACGUUGGAAAUGUUUAAUGAGUUGGAGCACCGCUGAGGCAGUUGCUAAAGAAUUAAACUUUCCAUUGAGAAGUUACUUGGAUGGUGAACAGUAA
This is a messenger RNA of [Candida] anglica, 1422 nucleotides long. Lineage: Eukaryota; Fungi; Ascomycota; Pichiomycetes; Serinales; Debaryomycetaceae. The record is from the annotation of a GenBank genome assembly.